AUGGCAGUAUUGGAGGCACCAGGGACGUCAGUCAGCAGGAAGAGGAUGCGCUUCACGGUACCGCCAACACAUGCAUAUUCAGGUUUUGGGGGAUAUAGCAGCGAGGAAGAAAUUCAAGAGCGCACAGAAUCUAAUGGUGGCAAUGAGGAGAGGCAAGACGAAGAGGAUGGGCAGGGUCAAGAGGAAAGCCAGCACGAUCAAGAGCCCUCAGAGUCCGAGGGUGAUGAUGAGAGUCUGGAUGAAGAAGACGCGCAGGUAGAGCAGGAAAGGAAAACCGAUCAAGAGCAGUCAGAUAGUGACGAGGAGAGUGGGCCGGAUGAAGAAGACAAGCAGGUAGAGCAGGAACGGCAAAUGACUAAAGAGAGCUCCGAGCCUGAUGGUGAAGAUGAGGUGCAGGACGAACUGGAUGAGCUGCUAGAGCAGUCAAGGCAAAUGGAUCAGGAGAGCUCAGAAUCUAAUGGUGACGACGAGGAGGAGGACGAACUGGACGAGCAGGAAGGGCAAAUGGAUCAAGAGAGCUCAGAAUCUGAGGGUGAAGAUGAGGAGGAGGACGAAGUGGACGGGCAGGAAGGGCAAAUGGAUCAAGAGAGCUCAGAAUCUGGUGGUGAAGACGAUGAGCAGGACGAAGAGGGCGACCAGGAAAGACAAAUGGAUCAAGAGAGCUCAGAAUCUGAUGGUGAAGUUGAGGAGCGGGACGGAGAGGACGACCAGGAAAGGCAAAUGGAUCAAGUGAGCUCAGAAUCUAAUGGUGAAGACGAGGAUCAAGACGAAGAGGACGACCAAGAAAGGCAAAUGGAUCAAGUGAGCUCAGAAUCUGACGGCGAAUAUGAGGAGCGGGACGGAGAGGAUGACCAGGAAAGGCAAACGGAUCAAGAGAGCUCAGAAUCUGAUGAAUUGAGGAGGAGGACGAAGAGGAUGAGCAGGUAG
Messenger RNA from Lolium perenne, 927 nucleotides. Lineage: Eukaryota; Viridiplantae; Streptophyta; Magnoliopsida; Poales; Poaceae. The record is from RefSeq and is a predicted model, not a curated record.